Messenger RNA from Anopheles darlingi, 2833 nucleotides. RefSeq names its product ras-related protein Rab-40C (gene Rab40). Gene Ontology annotation, molecular function: GTPase activity; GTP binding. The transcript is spliced from 3 exons. NCBI's taxonomy places the organism in Eukaryota, Metazoa, Arthropoda, Insecta, Diptera, Culicidae. Gene Ontology annotation, biological process: protein localization to plasma membrane; intracellular signal transduction. The record is from RefSeq and is a predicted model, not a curated record. Bases 317 to 1105 code for a protein of 262 amino acids. Gene Ontology annotation, cellular component: plasma membrane; synaptic vesicle; endosome.
UAGUGUAAAAUGUAAAAGGUAAUGUCGUCCGUGUUUUCGCUUAUUUGUGAAGUGUUUACCAAUAUUCGAUAAGAUACGCGCUCUGGCGAAUUCAGGGCAAAUUCUAGUAUGCCCGGUCAAUCGAGUGGAAAGCGGACCCAUCGGCGGUGAAAUUAUCGGCGCCUUUCUGCUCUGGCCGUGUGGUUUGUUGCAAAUCAGUCGAGGAUGGAUUUUAGAUGCAUGGGAGAUGAGAAGUGACAGGCAGCUGCCUAUCGAACAUAUGUUGCAGAGAGAGGAUCCGGAAUAUUGGCAUACGAUUUAAUUUCUUCGAAUUAACAUGGCGAAAGAGUAUGAUUAUUUGCUGAAAGUUCUUUUGGUGGGUGACAGCGAUGUCGGUAAACAAGAGAUACUUUCUGGAUUGGACGACGGGUCUACGGAAAGUCCCUUUUGCAGUGGAAGCGGAACGGCGCACAAAACAACAACCAUUUUGCUGGACGGCAAACGCGUUAAGCUGCAAAUCUGGGAUACGUCUGGGCAAGGUAGAUUUUGUACGAUCAUUCGUUCGUAUUCGCGCGGCGCUCAAGGCAUCAUACUGGUGUAUGAUAUUACCAACAAAUGGAGCUUCGACGGACUAAAUCGGUGGCUGAAGGAGGUUGAGGAGCAUGCACCGGGCGUCCCGAAGGUGCUGGUCGGCAAUCGGCUACAUUUAGCAUUCAAGCGACAAGUGGCGGCCAAGCAGGCCGAGCUGUACGCCUCAAGGAACAAGAUGGCCUGCUUCGAGAUAUCGCCGCUGUGUGAUUUCAACAUACGCGAAUCAUUUUGCGAACUCGCUAGAAUGGCUCUGCACCGGAACGGCAUGGAACGCAUCUGGCGAUCAAACAAAGUAUUAUCGCUACAGGAGCUGUGCUGUCGAAGCAUCUGCAGGCGAACGAAUGUAUAUACUAUAGAUAGUCUUCCCUUACCACCGUCAGUUAAACUGUAUCUCAGAUCGUACGCGUUAACAUCAUCUCAAUGUUUGAACACGGUACUAAAUAACUCGGCAUCCAUAGCUAAGAAUCUCAAAUGUAAAACGGCUACGUCGUACCAUUUGAAGCACAAUGUGAAAAAUGGGUGCAUAAUUUCCUGAUUAGCACAGGACAACCUAUCCAAUUCAUUUGUCAAUGCCUACUGUCUGAUUUCGCACACCAUCAGUCCUUUUACUACGUUCAACAGAAUUUUGGUGUACAUAACAUACCUUCUCGCGGUAACGACGAGAACAAACAGGUUUUGUAGGUUCAUAAGCUUUUCUUCUCUCUUUGGAUAUGUUUAACGCGUAAAAAGUCAUGAUGUUUUCCAAAUACUAAACCCAAAUAUGUGUGUAUGCCGUGGCCUAAUUAUACUGUUUUUCAUUAGGGAUUUCGUAUUUAAGCAUUAAGAACGAAUGAACCAAAUACUAAUACUAAUAUGUACUACCGUUGCUGCUAACAUAUGGCAGCAGUUGAGAUGCGCGGUUUGCAAGCGUGUAUGUAAAAAUGCGGUGUGUAAAUAGAGUAAGGUUUAAGAAGAAUCACAGGAGUAAAACGAGAAAGCUUGCAAAGCUACUCUGUAAUCGACAGGUGGUUAAUGAUGGUUUAGUUUUGUAGUAGCAUAAGUCGUUUUCGCGAGAGGAAACAAAUAUCGCUGAGCAGUCAGCAAUUAGGGAGGAACGUUUUCAAAGGCAAUUUAAAUGAAUAACCAACUAACCUGAGUUUACAAACUGAAUGGAAACUAAGACAGAUCAAAAACCACCACCUCAAAGUGCAGAUUUUAAGAACUCGCGAAGCGAAACGUUUGCAUUUUAUUCACAAAAUAGGAUGUCAGUUUGGUUUUACUAUAUCCUGUCACAAAAUCACACUCAACGUACUGACUAAUGAUAUUGGGGCGGUAAUUGCCUUGCAUAAGUAUCACCCAAUGUACACCCGUACCCUGAUUUUAGCAUUGAAAAACAUGGGAAGAAUUUCUAAUUAUAAUAUUUCCAUACUUUCCAUGUACCUCGAUGGAUUGCGCAAUGAAAAGUAGCGCUUUUCAAUCAAUGUUUUGGCAAAGCGCUUUGAAUAUGUCCAUUUUAGAAUCGUCGGACUUACAAUGUAUUUUCUAACCGAUAAGUCGUCAUUGAGUCAUUUGAGUGGCUGUUUCGUGCGCGAUAGGGUUUAGAGAACGUAUUUAAGAACUCCUAGGCAAUUUUUUUUUGGUACGGAACACUUUUCCCAUAAGAUGUAACCUAAAACCAGAUUUAUGAUCGCCUGGUUACAGGACAGGUUAAGGAUGAUUUUGGUCCUGGCAGUUUCUGGAGUUGUCUAGUGACUAGCUGUUUAUUGAUUUUCUGAAGGGUGAAACUGAGACGCUCUGAAUCUGUGAUGUUUUUUACCAGUUCAGACAUGUCAACUGCUCCUAGUUUAGCCCAAAAAUGCAAAAUAGUGUUACUUAAACAGGAUAAAAUACGAUAGUUACAUAAAACGCUCAACCAGCAGAGCAUAGAUACAUCGAUGCUCGGUAGAUGAUUAAAUAUCCAGAAUAGGAGUGCUUAUGUUCUCACAGUUCUGAGUUCUGAGAGUUCAGAGAUGGAUUUGAAUGAUGGAUUAGUGAUGUUCGAUGGAAUCGGUCAGCCUCUUCCUGUUUUAGGUAAAAAAAAAACAAGGUCCCAUUAUCCUUCAUUAUCAUUAUCCAGUCGUCUGUCGUUAUUCUAACAUUGGCCACCGUACACAAGGUAAAGUACGAUUGUGGUGUUACAAAUAAAAGCUAUUCAUCCUUGUACACGUAAAUUAAGCACUAAUCUACGAUCAAUCUUUGCUGAUCAUCCAUUUGAUGAUAAUAAAAUAAUAAUCGAAAAUAAAUU